Messenger RNA from Menidia menidia (Atlantic silverside), 6934 nucleotides. The record is from the annotation of a GenBank genome assembly. Lineage: Eukaryota; Metazoa; Chordata; Actinopteri; Atheriniformes; Atherinopsidae.
UUCCUGGAAACAUGGCGGCCAGCUUCCGCGGCCGUCCUAUCCGGAGUCUUCGGAUGCGAGGUCGGAAUGACAGCGGGGAAGAGAACGUACCGCUGGAUCUUACCAGAGAACCAUCAGAAAACUUCCGUGAAAUCCUCCAAAAUGUGGCCAAACCGCACGGAGUCAGUAACAUGCGAAAACUGGGCCACCUGAACAACUUCAUAAAGCUGCUUUGCAGCAUUGGCCACCGGGAGGAAAACUUUGGGUUUACAUAUGAAGAAAUAAUCAUUUGCCUGAGACUAGCUCUACUAAAUGAGGCCAAGGAAGUGCGUGCUGCAGGUUUGCGGGCACUCCGCUACCUCAUUAGAGACACCAGCAUCUUGCAGAAGGUCUUCAGGCUGCAGGUGGAUUAUUUGAUAGCCAGAUGCAUCGACAUUCAGCAAAGCAACGAGGGGGAGAGGACUCAAGCUCUGCGAUUAGUCCGAAAAAUAAUCUCCGUCAAUGCCAUGCUGUUCCCCACCUCAAUUGCAAACUCUCUGAUUGCGGUGGGGACUGAUGGACUGCAGGAGAGGGAUCGCAUGGUUCGUGCAGCCAUCGCCAUUGUCUGUGAGCUAGCCCUGAAGAACCCUGAAGUGGUGGCCAAAAGAGGAGGCCUCAGCACUAUCCUAAAGAGCGUGAUUGACUGUCAGCUUAGUCGCAUCAACGAAGCUCUGAUCACCACUGUCCUCCACUUACUCAACCACCCUUGUACACGCCAGUAUGUGCGUGUGGACGUGGAGCUGGAGCAAAUCCUCGCGCCUUUCACUGAUUUUCACUAUCGUCACAACGCGGACACGGCUGAAGGGCAGCUCAAAGAAGACAGAGAGUCUCGUUUCCUGUCGAGCAGAAUGGCUAUAGUUGCUGCUUUCCGUUCCUGGUCUGGGAUUAUCAACCUGUGCAAGGCUGCUAAUUCUGGAAUUCAAUCUUUAAUUGGCCUACUUUGCAUACCAAAUAUGGAAGUUAGGAAAGGCUUGUUGGAGGUGUUAUAUGAUAUAUUCAGGCUCCCUGUGCCCAUUGCAACUCAAGACUUCACAGAGGCUCUACAGAGUGUUGACCCUGCCAGAUUCCAGGACACUUGGAGACUUUCUGAUGGAUUUGUUGCUGCCGAGGCUAAAAUCAUCCUGCCUCAUCGGGCCCGCUCUAGGUCUGACCUGAUGGACAACUACCUGGCGUUUGUUCUUUCUGCCUUCAUCAGCAGUGGACUGUUAGAGGGCCUUGUGGAAGUUGUGACCAGCAAUGAUGGCCAGCUUGCUGUGCGAGCCACCAUACUCUUGGGAGACCUUUUACACAUGGCAAACACCAUCCUUCCUCAUUCCCACAGUCACCACCUGCACUGUCUUCCCACCCUCAUCAACAUGGCCGCCUCAUUUGACAUCCCCCAAGAGAAACGACUCCGGGCAAGUGCAGCGGUUAAUAAUCUAAAGCGUUUCCAUGAGAAGAAAAAGAAAGGCUUGAAACCGCACAGUCUGUACCUGGACCACAUCAUUCGCAAAUCUGUGUCAUCCCAUACCCGCAGAGAUUCACACUCGCGUGUCCAAAGAGACAUCUACGUCAUAAAGGACACAGAAGAAGCACUGAUGAUGAACCUGAGAGACAGUCAUAUUCUCAACCACAAGCACAACCUGGAGUGGAACUGGUUGCUUAUUGCAACCAUCCUUAAGUGGCCAAAUGUAAACCUCAGGAACAACAAGGAUGAACAGAUGCACAGGUUUGUUCGGAGGCUGCUGUACUUUUACAAGCCUAGUAGUAAACUAUAUGCUGGACUGGCUUUGGACCACGUUAAGGCCAGACAACUCACUGUGGUUGGAUGCCAGUUUGUUGAGUUUCUCAUGGAAUCGGAUGAGGACGGUCAAGGCUACCUGGAAGACCUCGUAAAGGACAUGGUGUCAUGGCUUUCCUCAUCAUCAGGACUGAAGCCUGAGCGCUGUCUCCAGAGUAACGGCCUGCUGACAACACUCAGCCAGCACUACUUCCUCUUUCUGGGGACGCUGUCCGCACAUCCACAGGGAGUCAAAAUGUUGGAGAAAUGUGGCUUGUUUCAGUGCCUGCUGAAUUUGUGCUCUGUAAAGAACCAGGAUGCUGUGCUCAAACUGGCUGUAUCCACAUUAGACUACAGCAGAGAUGGUCUGGCCCGAGUGAUCCUGUCAAAGGUUCUGACUGCUUCCACUGAUAUAUGCAGGCUCUACGCCACCAAACACCUCCGUGUGCUCCUGCGUGCCGGUGUGGAGUUCUUCAGCAGCUGGGGCAUGGAGCUUCUGGUCACACAGCUUCAUGACCACAGUAAGGCGGUGUCCAUGGAGGCUCUGGACAUCCUGGACGAAGCCUGUGAGGACAAGGCCAACCUUCACGCUCUGAUCCAGCUCAAACCGGCUGUAUCCCACCUGGGAGACAAAGGUCUCCUGCUGCUCCUAAGGUUCCUGUCCAUUCCUAAAGGUUUCUCCUAUCUCAAUGAGAGGGGUUAUGUUAGCAAACAGUUGGACAAAUGGCAGAAGGAAUACAAUCUUAAAUAUGUGGAUCUGAUAGAGGAGCAACUUAAUGAAGCACUAACAACUUACCGUAAACCUGUCGAUGGAGACAACUAUGUCAGACGCAGCAACCAAAGGUUACAAAGACCAAAUGUCUAUCUCCCUGUGCACUUGUAUGGUCAGCUGGUCCACGAUAAGACGGGUUGUCAUCUGUUGGAGGCUCAGAGCGUGGUUCCCGACCUCAGCUACACGGUCCGCUCCCCGAUGCUGGACACCUGGGAGGGCAUUAAACAGCUGAAGGCUGCUCUCUGGGCUUUGGGCAAUAUUGGCUCUUCAAACUGGGGUUUGAAUCUCCUUCAGGAGGAAAAUGUCAUUCCUGACAUCCUGACUUUGGCUCAGCACUGCGAGGUGCUGUCCGUGCGAGGGACGUGUGUUUAUGUGCUCGGUGUGAUUUCCAAGACCAAGCAGGGUUGUGAGGUACUGAAGCAGUUUGGUUGGGACGCCGUCAGACACAGUCGCAGGACGCUGUGGCCCGUCACUCCCGACGAGGUCGACACUCAGCUGACCUCUGAGCUUUCUUCGGUACCAAGCACACUCAGUCUGAACUCUGAGUCCACCAGCUCGCGCCACAACAGCGAGAGCGAGUCUCAACCAAACAUGUACAUCCUGGAUGAUGACAAGUGUGAUGCUCUGGACACGUCAGACGAGCCCUCGCUCUACUUACACUCCAAACCGGUCAAAGAUCGCAGCCCUUUCACCAUCCUGGCCUCCACACGCUUUGUUCGCCCCCGCUUCCUUAACUCGCUGUCCCUUCCAAGCAAGAAGCUGCGCUCUACUAGUGACCCUAAGACUCCUGCGGGCUCUCGCACCCCCAAUGAGUUCAUGACCGGUAGCAUGAGGCGGAAUAGGACGGUGACGGAGCCCUCUGUCUACACCCACAACCAGGGAGAAGUCUUCUCUGUGUUCAAUGGCAGGGGAAUGCCAAAGAGUCCAACAGUUAGCCUGGAGACAUCCUUUGUGGGGACCAGGGGGGGCUCAGAGGAGCAGCUUGUGGAUGGCAGGCUGGUGAGAGGGGGGGGCUCAGGCCUCGGACUCAGUGGUCUCGGUGUACCCGGGGCUGUGGAGCACCACGCUAGGGACAAGGAACAGAGCAGCAGAGAGCGCCUGGCCGGAGAUGGAGGCUCCUCCUCCAGCGCCGGCAAUGUGGGAGUGGGCGGAGGAGGGGGUGGAGGUACUCAAUUCAAAAGCCGCAGUCAGAGCUUUAACACGGACACCACAACCAGCGGCAUCAGCUCCAUGAGCUCCAGCCCCUCCCGGGAGACGGUGGGGAACCCUGAGCACCCGGAGCCUGAGCCAGACUCCUCUGACUGCGUGAGCCUCAACACGGUUGUGUCUGCCAAGACCGUCAAAACACUUUCUUCCCCAACCCCCCAGGCUCAGACCAACCACAUGUCCGCGUCAAAGUCCCCCAAUGUCUCCCUGGUGCCGCCAGGCUCCUCACACACUCUCCCCCGCAGAGCCCAGUCCCUCAAGUCUCCCUCAGUGGGCACCAUCAAAAGUCUGGCCGACUGCAGCUUCAUGUACACCAGCCCCAGAGACGCGCUGGGCUACGCCACGCUGAAGAGGCUGCAGCAGCAGAGGAUCCACCCGUCGCUGUCUCACAGCGAGGCGCUGGCUUCACCCGCCAAAGAUGUGCUGUUCACCGACACCAUCACCAUGAAGACCGGCAGCCUGGACUCCAGGCUGACUCCUCGCAGCCUCUCCCCUCGGAUCCUCUCACGCACCUCUCCUUUUGCCAUGCCUAGGUUUCUGAAAGCUCUGAGCUUUGCCUCUCUGGAUAAGGAGGAACUCCUCAGCCCCAUCAACCAAAGCACCCUGCAACGCUGCUCCUCAGUGCGCUCAAUGGUCUCCAGCGCCACCUUUGGGUGUAACGACGACUACAUAGGGCUUGCUCUGCCAAUGAACAUCAAUGAUAUGUUCCACAUUAGAGACUCGGCAUACUUUCAGCAGCGAAUCAGCCCACCGUCAGAGGAGCGGAAACGUUUCCUUUUUGGCGAUGGAGAUGGGGACCGGCCUGCUAUCCCGUUACUCAAGCAGCAGUUCAGUAUCUCUGAGCUGAUCGUGUGCCGAGGUGAAGUCCCAAACCACGUGGUUGGCUCUGAGGAGACGGGACUACAAGAACACACUGAAGAAAACUGCCUGUACUGUGUCGGAGCCAUCGUCCUGGGAUACCCCACCCAGCCACAGAUUAACAGCACACACCCUCGCACAGAUUAUGUCGAUUUCCAGUCAUGGGGGGGGCAGAGUGGUCAUCGUCUGGAGGUGAUGCCGCAGUCUAAGUUCUCCGGGGUGUCGGGCUGCAGCGAUGCAGCUGUGUCACAGGGCUCCAUGUCCAGCACACCAACACCCGCUGACAUUGUCAUUGGUGGUAAGGCAAUAUCAGAGGACGCCCCUGCUCCUCGAGUCUUACUGAGGAAGGAGGUGCUCCGCCUCAUCAUCAACCUCAGCUCCUCUGUUGGAACCAAAGGCCACGAAACAGGAUUACUCACGAUAAAGGAAAAGUUUCCAUAUGCGUUUGAUGACAUCUGUUUGUACUCUGAGGUUUCUCAUCUCUUGGCUCAUUGUAUGUUUCGCUUGACUUCAAGGCGUUUCAUACAAGAACUCUUCCAGGACGUGCAAUUCAUGCCAAUGUAUGAGGAAGCAGAGGCAAUACUGACAAAGCUACCAAAACCUGGAGAAGAGGACAUUAACCCUCCAGCAGAAUCCUGAUCACCCUCCGUCUGCCUCCCUAGUGUUCUGUGCUCACCUGCAGUUCUGAUUCUUAACGAACACAGAUAGAAAGCAAGACUGACAUAAUAUAAGUUAAGGCUCUAAGGAUGGUAACUGUUUGGCAGGCUUCUGUUGCUAAAAACAGAUUAUUCCUGUCAAAGAAAAAGAAGACACGCUCAUCACUCAACUCCUAUCUGGCAAAUCAGAGCUGGAAACAGGAGACAUCAGAAUCAGCAAACAAAUCUAGCAGCACAGCUAAUGCUGUCUCAGAUCAUUUUUAAAAUGAAAAUGGGGUAGCAGUUUUGCCAAAUAUUGUUGAAAGUCUUCAGCAGCACUUGAUAGUUCAACACAACGCGUAAAGAUGAGACUAUUCUCACGUUUCUUUUUAAAAGAAAAAAAAUCGAUCAUGUUCUUAUUUUACAGAGAAUGUCUCUUUCUGUAAAGGAUCAGGCAUGUUUUCGUGUCCAACCAGGAAUUCCUCGGACCUUGCAUUCUCUUUUUCAAAACACUAAAGAGGGAUCCUGCUGUUUUUAAAAACUUAAUUGGAGCCCUCCUGAUUUCAUGUCCCACUCUGUCUUGUGAUCUGCCCCAAGCAGAAAUGUGCUUUUCCUUCUAUUGCCUCACCACCUCCUACAACCUGGCCCCUCUCGUCAGCACAGGCAGCCCAUUCUCCUUCUAUUUCUUCUAUCUCAGACAAUCAAACAUCUCUUGUAUUGUAUUUUCUAAUGCAUUAUUAUAUCUACCACCUUUACUCAGUACAGGAGAAUAGCAUGUAAUUCAGUGCUAGUUUAUCCCACCCUUUACUUGCUUAGGACCUUUAACGUUUUUUCUUCAGCCGUUGCAUUCUUCCGAGGCCUCACAGUGGGUGGGUCAGUCUAUUGAAAGAUGCUUAAUUGUGUAAGUUUAUCUGUAGAACUGCUAAUUACAGACCAAGAACCAAACUGCUCAUAGAUGUUUCCAGUACCUGCUUAAAGCCAGCAGCUACUCAUCACAAUGCCUUCUUACCUCUGCGCUUCACCUCCACUGCAUGUUCAACAAGCAUGGCAAAAGUUGUAAGGUCACUUUAAGGUAUUUCUUGCUUGUAAAACCUUUUUAACGGAUAGGUUUCCAUUUAAUGCUGCCAUACAUUGUAGGAAUAUAAUUGCCCAAGGAUCUUUUCCCACAAUGCAAUAUCACUGUCUGUCAUAUGGCGAGGAGGAGUGGUGCGGUGCAGUGUAAGGACUAAAGGAUAUGUCAAAGGUUUCCAGGGAAACAGGGUUCUGUUUCCAUUGACUUGUUUUUGCUACAAUGCUGCUACACAAAUGGACUCAUAGAGAGAUGAUUCAUAGAUCAGCUGAGUGAUGUCAGGCUCGAUCUAUUUAUUAUAUGUCUGUACCAUAGUGAGCUCAACCAGAGAAGAAAAAAGUUAUUUAUAUUUUUUCCUCAAGACUGUAUUAUAAUUUAAAUUUUUUUCUUUUUUUUUUCCUUUUUGCCUGAAUCGUGGUUUCCCUUGUAUAAUGUGUACAGUAUGUUUUUGGGGCCAAUGAUGACCCAAAGAAACAUACAAUCCUAUCAAAGGGAUGCAUUGUUAAUAAAACAAAAUUUGAAAUACCGAAAACAUUUUAAGUUUGUUACCUGCCUCUUGAUUUGCCUUUCCAACUCCUCGAUAAUUGAUGAAAUAGUCGGUUUCCGCGUUGAUCUUG